Lactuca saligna is the source of this 465-nucleotide messenger RNA. The record is from the annotation of a GenBank genome assembly. Lineage: Eukaryota; Viridiplantae; Streptophyta; Magnoliopsida; Asterales; Asteraceae.
AUGGCACCUCCAAGAACCCUAACUAUAUCCGCACUAGGAGCCGACACAUUUGAUGGAACAACACUGGCAGUCAUCAGAGGCGGCUCGGUCGCAACAAUCGUCGCUGCAAUUUCACUUGCAGACCCCGAGAAGCACCGGAAGUUGCAGGUGGAGGAGGUUGGCGAUGGUGAUAAGGAUGUUGUGAGGGAGUAUUUCACUAAUGACAGGUUUCAGAGGUGGAAGAAGAUAUACGAAGACACCGAUGAUGUAAAUAAGGUUCAAUUAGAUAUAAGAAUUGGACACGCAAAGACAGUGGAAAAUGUAAUGAAAAUGUUGACAGAUGAAGGUUCGCUACGAAGCGUUACUAUCUGCGAUGCAGAAUGUGGCACUCGAUUGCUCUCUAUUCCCUUGGCUAAAGAAGGCGCCAUUGUUUUAGCUAGUGAUAUUUCAUCUUCCAUGGUUUCCGAAGCUCAGAAAAAAGGUUAA